Metarhizium robertsii ARSEF 23 is the source of this 1344-nucleotide messenger RNA. Its product is annotated as transposase. NCBI's taxonomy places the organism in Eukaryota, Fungi, Ascomycota, Sordariomycetes, Hypocreales, Clavicipitaceae. The record is from RefSeq and is a predicted model, not a curated record. The transcript is spliced from 2 exons. Bases 1 to 1344 code for a protein of 447 amino acids.
AUGAAGGCGGCAUUAGAGAGCCAGUACCCCGAUAGUCAGCAACAACUAUGCAUUCACCAUAUCAACUCCAACGUUCUUCUCAAUGCCAAACGGAGAUGGAAGGACAUAAAGGAAGAGGACGACAGCUAUGAAUAUGGCAGUUCUGAUGGUGAACAGCCGCAGGUAGCGCUCACUACGGGAGACAUGGAAGCAGUUCUCGCCGCAGGGAAAGAUGCCAGCCCGCCGUUGCGAACCGAUCAAACCUUGCAUGUGACGCAUAACUACCGUGGGGUCCUUGAGUUAUGGAAACUCGUGGUCUUUGCAAAGACCAAAGCUGACUACGAGAAGGCUUGGGCACAUUUAUGUGAGGAGUUCAAUGACCAGCAAUCAAUUCUAAUGUACCUUUACAAUACCUACUUGCCAAUAAGUACCCAAUGGGCUCAUUGGUUUAUUAAGCAUUACCGCAAUUUUGGAAAUCGGGUGACUUCUGGCACGGAAGCGAGUAACAACAACGUCAAAAGCUAUCUGCUUAAUGGAAUGAGCCAUUUGUAUGGGCUUGUUGAAGCGAUUGAGGGCAUGUUGAGUGAUCAGGAGCGCGACUUUCUGGAUAACUGCUCGCAGGACGAAGUGUUGACAGCACGAGCAUAUUCCGGGCCUGGGUCAGAGUACCUAGGGGAGCUUCGUAUGGUGAUGUCACAGCCAGGGCUGAGUCUUGUCGCAAGAGAGUAUCGCUACGCCACCAGGUCUAUACCAAGCAAGUCCUGCGCUUGGCCAGAACCAAUUGGUGACUGCAACGAGGACUGUACUGUUUCCUGGCAGCUGGGUACUCCUUGCCGCCAUACAAUUUAUAAUAAGUUGGAAGCGGGAAUGCUUUCGGCAAAAUGGGACGUUCAUCCUCGCUGGCACCUUCGAGAACCUACGUCGCGGAACCCUUACCGUCGAAUUCUCGACCCAAAGAUCGCUGGGAAUCUUCGAGGACGGCCAAAGAAUGCUUCCCAGUCUGUCCCGGAGAACAUGGCGAUUAAUCAGAUGGCAGUAGGCAGAGCUAGCGUAAGUCGCAAGACUGUACGAAGGAAAGCAGUCCUCGGGCCUGGCAAGCAAACAGGAGUGCGGCAAAGAGGCCAUAGAAGGCAGCCUAGCGUUCGGAGGCGUCGAAGCCAAUGGGAAAUCAUCAGUGACGACGAGGACCCGGAGCCUCCCCCAAAACGAAAACUUCGAAGUCUGCACGGCGCAAAAAGGCCAAUUGAUUCAUUACCAUCGGCUAGAGAAAGCUUGGGUAAUGGGACAGAGUGUGAGGAUUGUAUCAACGUGCUAUUCAUCGAGACUCAGCGUAUUGUAUGCGGACUUCAAGUUCUGUGUAUUUAA